AUGUCCUCCUGCAGUGAGGGUUGGAUGCAAUACCUGGAUCACUGUUAUCUCCUCAGGACUACACCUACCAGCUGGGACAAUGCCAUUUCAGAAUUUGUCCUGGGGUCUGACUAUGGGGAGGACUCACUCUACAACGUUGAAAUCCCGUCGGUGAAUGGUAUUUGGACAGGAGGUACUGUCUUUGGAAAUGAACACUCCUUUAUCUGGAAUAAUAGCAAGAAAGAACUUAACUAUACAAACUGGGAAGAAAAUGAACCAAAUAAUUAUGGAGGCAAGAGGACUGUUUGGUAA
Saccostrea cuccullata (small rock oyster) is the source of this 291-nucleotide messenger RNA. RefSeq names its product perlucin-like protein. NCBI's taxonomy places the organism in Eukaryota, Metazoa, Mollusca, Bivalvia, Ostreida, Ostreidae. Bases 1 to 291 code for a protein of 96 amino acids. The transcript has 3 exons. The record is from RefSeq and is a predicted model, not a curated record.